AGUAAUUUGGCGUGCAUCUGUUUGUUUAUAUGAUAUAAAGAGGGAGAGAGCGUGAGAGAGAUACUCCCCCGGUCCACCAAACACACCUCCUUUUUCCAGCUCUCAUCUUCCUUCCCAAUCUCACUCGUUGGUCAUUUUUAUUUUUAGGCCUGGUCAGGUUUCCAGUUCUUCAUUCUUUGACGGGACACGGGAGACCAAUAACUGCUCCACGCGAUUCUGUCUUUAAUUUCCGGACUUAUGCAUCACACCGCCGUUUGCCUCAGAGGACCCACGGGCACAGGUAGCCUUUUCUGAAGUGUCUGUCCCCGAUUUGACUGUACUAGAACAGCUACGAUACAAAGACAAGAUGUUGUAAAAUGCUGUGUCACGUUUUUAGCUGCUGUUGUUCCUUUCGUCAGGCAACGACUAAUGUUCUGUUUCACAGAUCAGCAGCCUCCCAUGAGUGCUACACUAGUGGAGUUAUGAUGUUCUCUUGUCUAUCAUGCUAAACACUUUUCCGUAGCCCAUUCUUGUGGUACGUUAAGAAACUUUGAGUUAAUACUAAAUAGUGAAAUGCGACAAUAGACUACAUAAGGUAUACUACUCUUUUGGGGAUACACUGACAGUAGACUGUAGGCUUUGGUGUAACAUAAUCCUCACUACAUGCAGCUAUCAGAUACGAAAAACCAUAUUGAUUUACUGAAUUUGUUGACCAUAAUACAUACAUUAUUCACUUGUUACAAAUUAUAUGUAACAUGGUAAUAGUGAAUCCAUAGGCUAUUGAUAGGCUACGGGAAACGUCCAGCAUUGUAUCAAUUUUAACUAUCGUCCCAGAUUCAAAAUAGGUUGCAAAAUAGGCUACAAAAGGCUCCCAGGAUGAUUCAAUCCGACCUAAUGCUGGUCAGCGGCGGCUGCUGCAAAUCAUAUUCAUGUAAGGGCAAAAACAUCUCUGUCUCCCAAUCAUCUGAUUCCGUCAGAUGACCGGGUAAAACCAAAAUUCUUUUUCAGUCAAUGAUCCUCUUGCUUUCCGUAUAGUCUCCCUCUUCCAUAAGAACAAGGUCACCUAUUCUCCUGGGCCAGGAUCAAACCAAAGGCAUAUAUCUACAAUUUGGUGCCACUGGGCAUCUGUGGAAAGUCUGGUCUAGGUCUACGACACGCUGUGUUGAUUGCAAUCACGUCAGGACACUGGGAAGUCAUGGUGGACCGCACUGACCUGCUUGUGCAAGUUGGCCUUCACUGAUGAUUAUCUCCUCCGUGAGCUGCAAGCUCUGCCCCUCGCUGAUGAAGCAAAUUGCGAAACCAUGCGAAAGGCAACAGAGGGAGAGGAGCCACCCCAAAUAACACAGAACUCAAGAGGACCGCACGAGAGGUGAAGCACAAGAAGAGGAGUAAAGAGAGGGCAGAGAGAAGGAUAUAAAGAGAGGAAUACAGAGAGAAGGAUAAGGGAGGAAGGGGAGGGGAGGGGUGGUCGGUAAUGUGAAGCCCCAGUCUCCUAGCUCAAGGUUGCGGACUGAAAAGGGAUCCUCUCGGACAGACGGCAGCAUUGUUGUGUUUUUUUUAAAAGAUUUCUUGUGGGCAUGCCCCCUCCCUUGCCUUGCCUUGUCUUGGCUGCUGCUGCAGUAUUGACAGCAUUCAGGUGUGAAGGAAACAUUGAGCUCUAUCUCCAAGACGGAGGCCCCCAAUUGCACCACUGCAAUCUCCCUGACAAGAGGAAAUCCUCCUCUCCAGCAUGAUAGUGAAGGGGAGGGUGCUCAUUUCUUCUGCUGUGUGAGAGAGGUGCAACUUUUCUGCAGUCUCUGAAGAAGCUUGCAAGAGUGAAUGGGAAUCGCCAGUGAGGUUGUUCAACCUACAUGAACAUGGGUUUGCCAGCAAACAUCUCUGUGACCGGAAAUACAACGAGAUCCCUGAGAGGCCUUUGUUUAUGAGCACCACGUGACUUUUUGAAUCUCCAGGAACUGCCUCUAGCACAAUCACAGAGGGAGGCAUUUGAGAGAGGAUUUAAAACAAAAAAAACCUACUGAUCCUCCACACCCUCUUUGCACACCCCACCCCACCCCCUUCCAGAAGGAGGGUCAGGGUAAACCAUGACGACAUCGGUGGGGGUGGUCCCAGACAGUGCGAUGGCACAGUCCCUCUCCAUCCCCACGCUGACCGUGCUUCCCCCAUCCUCCGACACCGAGUCCUGGUCUCGGUCCCCCAGCCCUCGCUGCAGGCGGCCCCGGUCCCGCCGCUGCCGGGCCAGACAGCGGCCCCGUGACACCGGCACCCCCGAGGACUCUCCCCACCGCCUCACCCAUAUGCACCAGCAGGACGAGGGCCCGCGGGACGAGGGCCCGCAGGAAGAGGGCGAGGACGAGGAGGCGGAAGGGGAGAGGAAGAAGAGUAACAGGAUACAGAUGAGUCUAUCUCCCAGCCCCUCGCUCACGUGUGUGGCGAGGAGCGGUGAGGAGGAGGCCGAUGGUGAGGAGGAAGAGUACCAGCGGCAGCUGAGGCAGGGAAGCCCCUCGCCCCUGCUGCUGCCCCUGCCCCUGCCGUCUCGCUCCUGGUCUCGGAGCAUGUCCCCGAGUAGACGCUCGCGCUGGUCGCUCCGCAGUCUGCUCAGCAGGGACGGCUCUGACUGGGAUAGCUGCAGUACGGCCAGUAACUCUCCGCGCAGCACCCCCGGCAGCUCCCCAUCUCUGCGCAGGCGCGUGCUGGGGGGGCGGGCCAGCGAGGGUGAGGGCUCCACAGAGAGGGGGGGUGGCGGCGGCGGCGGCGGCGGUGGCGGUGGCGGCGGCGGCUCGGACAGCCCACAGCCCUCCACCCCGUCAGCAUCCUCCACCUCCUCCUCCCACCCGCUCUCCACCCGACAUUUCAGCCGCAAUGCCAAGAAAAUGCAGAGCUGGUACAAUGUACUGAGCCCCACGUAUAAGCAAAGGAACGAAGAUUUCCGGAAAAUCUUCAAAAAGCUGCCUGACACAGAGCGCCUCAUUGUCGAUUACUCCUGCGCAUUGCAAAAGGACAUUCUGCUGCAGGGUCGACUUUACUUGUCAGAGAACUGGCUCUGUUUCUAUAGUAACAUAUUCAGAUGGGAGACCACUAUCACCAUCCUGCUGAAAGAUGUGACCAGCCUCACGAAGGAGAAAACGGCCAAGCUCAUCCCUAACGCCAUUCAGAUCAGCACUGAACACGAGAAGCACUUCUUCACAUCUUUCGGGGCGAGGGAUCGCAGCUACAUGAUGAUCUUCAGGCUAUGGCAGAACGCACUUAUGGACAAGACACUGUCUCCUAAGGAGCUGUGGCACAUAGUGCACCAGUGCUACGGCACAGAGCUGGGCCUGACGAGCGAGGAUGAUGACUACGUCUCCCCCACCGCUGAGCACAUCAACGGCCUGCUUCCGAUUGAAGAGCCUAUAUCGGCAGACCUGCUGGACUUGUGUGCAGUCGCCACCUCCCCAAUCGCCUGCUCUCCCCCUCCAGCCUCCUCUCUCCCCCCAAGCAGCAGUCCUCCUGCAGUGGUGGGGUCCUUGUCGCCCUCGACCUCAGGGCUGCCCAUGGAUGUGCCUGCUGCGGGCCGGCUAGGUGCCAGUGGCAGCUUCAGUGGGGAGCUGGAGCCCAGUCCACCCAGCUCCCAGAGCUCGCUGCCCUCCUUCACCCCCUCCACCCUCACAAGGACUGCGUCCGCAUCUGCUAAUCUGGAGGAUGGUGGGGACACGCUGUCCGAGUCGGUCAGUCUCGCUCUCCCUCAAGCUACACACAGCCUGGGCAACCUGUCCUCGCUGGAAAUGACCAAUGACGAAGAGCUGCCCACAGACCCCAGCAACUCCUCCGACACACAGGAAGAGAGUGAAGUGGAGGCAUUCUGUACAGACCUGGGCGGCCGUCGGCACAUCAACACCGUGGUGCGCAUGAGUGUGGACAAGCUGCACGACCUGCUCUUCUCAGCAGACACACACUUCAUUCAGCACCUCUUCUCCCAGCGCCACUUCACAGAUCUGAGCGUGCGUGACUGGCAGCCGGAAGGCAGCGCUGGGAGCUCCACGCGUGUGCUGAGUUACACCAUCGCCAUCAACAACCCGCUGGGCCCCAAAACUGCUCCUGUGGUGGAGACGCAGACCCUCCACAAGAGCAGUGCGCGGGGCGAGUGCUAUGUGGUGGACUCGGAGGUCAUCACCUCUGGCAUCCCCUACCAGGACUACUUCUACACUGUGCACCGCUACUGCCUCACCUCCGUCAGCAAGCACAAGAGCCGCCUACGGGUGUCCUCAAACAUCUGCUACAAGAAGCAGCCGUGGAGCCUGGUGAAGGCCCUCAUCGAGAAGAACACGUGGAGUGGCAUCGAGGAGUACUACAGGCACAUGGAGACGGAAGUGUGCAAGCUGGAGACGCUGAUGCAGACUGAGGUUACUGUGGUAACGGCGAGCGAGGUGGCGGCGGCGGUGGCGGACUCUGCCAAGACCCCACCGCUGCUGCGUCGACGCAAGCGCAACCUGUCACGGCGCGCCGGAGAGAGGGAGCGAGAGAGGGAGGCGUCGGGCGCGGUGGCCGGCGGGGGAGGAGGGGCCGGCGACCGGGCCGACCGAGGGAUGGCGGAGGAGAGAGACCGGCGGGAGAUGAGCGGCGCCUUCUUUAAGCUGGGUGAGAGGGGCCGUGGUGUCGGCGGCAGCAGCAGUGGCAGCAUCUCUACUGUGCUGCUCAUAGUCAGCUUCAUGAUCUGUGUCAGUCUGGUGGUGCUGGUAGCCCUGAACAUGCUGCUGUUCUAUAAGCUGUGGGCCCUGGAGCGGGCGGCCCACACCCUGGAGACCUGGCACUCCUACUCCCUCACAGACAGCCCUCUUCCACAGUCGGCGGGGGAGUGGGCCCAGGUGUUGCAGCUGCAGAGGCAGUUCCACCAGGCGCAGCUCAGCAAGUGGCAGCAGAUCCUGCAGUCCUCCGUCACGCUACUCGACCAGAUGAAACAGUCGCUGGAAAGGCUACACAGAGGCAUCGUCCCGGAAGAGCCACAAGAAGACGUCCCUGCAGACCCCCCCACAGACACACUUCCAGAAGAGUGACCCCUUCACCUCCACCUCAACUCCAGAAGACCUCACACCCCUUCUCUGCCUACACCCCCCCACCACUCAGCUCCCCAGUGUGCUGUUGGACCCCGGAACAGCACUGGGAGUGUAUGAUGGGACAGCGAAUGGAGACUACUUGUGUGUACGUGUGUGUGUGUGUGUGUUUGUGAGGGGCAAGGGGGGGGGGACGGGGGACCCCCA
This is a messenger RNA of Clupea harengus (Atlantic herring), 5216 nucleotides long. RefSeq names its product GRAM domain containing 1A (gene gramd1a). Gene Ontology annotation, cellular component: plasma membrane; endoplasmic reticulum membrane; endoplasmic reticulum-plasma membrane contact site. Gene Ontology annotation, biological process: intracellular sterol transport. Gene Ontology annotation, molecular function: cholesterol transfer activity; cholesterol binding. Lineage: Eukaryota; Metazoa; Chordata; Actinopteri; Clupeiformes; Clupeidae. The coding region runs from base 2064 to 5012 and encodes 982 amino acids. The record is from RefSeq and is a predicted model, not a curated record. The transcript has 21 exons.